AAAAGACUCCGGGAUUUCAUCUCCUUUCCCCAGCUCCCUGCUGUCCUGUGAAAGCCGGAGCCAGCCAGCGGCACGGGACUGCACGCCAAGAAGGAUCUCAGCAUCCAGGAAUGGAGCGUGGGUGCGGGUGUGAGUGAGCGCCCACCCAGGAGCCUGCGAGCCCACGGCGGCCGAUGGUGGGGGCUGGCAGGCCCGCUUCCAAGCGGGUUUUCCUGGGACAGCUGGAGCUGCCGGCAGGGUCAGGAUGUGACAUCACUGACCGGAGAAAAACCCUCGGCCCCGGCUUCUCUAACGAAACCCCCGUGAGCGCUGGAGCGAGGCAGUUCUCCCUGCCGCUGUUGCUGCUGCGAUCCCCAAACUGCCGAUAGUCCCGACAGAGAGCCUGGCUUGGACUUUGUAUAUUUUUAAUUUUUUUUUUUUUCUUUUUCCUGGAUAAGAGCAGAAAGCGCAGCGGAGGGAUUUGAGACUGGAAGCCGCCGUGCCGGGGGAUGAGCUCGCAGGCCUGAAGCACCCGGUGUUUGGAAUUACGGCUCUGACAACAGCGUAAUCACCCUUGGGACUGAACCAGAGCUCUUGGACACCACUGAGGCCAUUGGACACUUCUUUUUCAGGGCUUACAGCAAGUUACUGCUAGUAGCAGUGAGGUCUCAGCUCCCAGGAAUGAGAAACCUCCAUCCCUGAAGACGCCAGCCCUGGGUUUCAUGUUGCUCUGAGCCUCUGCCCUCACCCUGGCUGGCCCUGCCCGCAAUGGCCCUGUGUCUCAAGCAAGUCUUCAACAAAGACAAAACGUUCCGUCCCCGAAAGAAGUUUGAGCCGGGCACGCAGCGCUUUGAGCUGUACAAGAAAGCCCAGGCCUCCCUCAAGUCCGGGCUGGACCUGAAGGCCGUGGUGCAGCUGCCUCCCGGCGAGAGCAUCAACGACUGGAUCGCCGUGCACGUGGUGGACUUCUUCAACCGCAUCAACCUCAUCUACGGCACCAUGUCGGAGUACUGCACCGAGAGGAGCUGCCCCAUCAUGUCCGGGGGGCUCAAGUACGAGUACAGGUGGCAGGACGACAGCAAGUACAAGAAGCCAACCAAGCUGUCGGCCCCACAGUACAUGUGCAUGCUGAUGGACUGGAUCGAGAUGCUCAUUAACAAUGAGGACAUCUUCCCCACCAGGAUAGGUGUUCCCUUCCCCAAGCAGUUCCAGCAAGUUUGCACCAAGAUCCUCACCCGCCUCUUCCGUGUCUUUGUGCAUGUCUACAUCCACCACUUUGACAGCAUCAUCAACAUGGGUGCUGAGGCUCACGUCAACACCUGCUACAAGCACUUCUACUAUUUCAUCAGGGAGUUCAGCCUCAUCGACCACCGGGAGCUGGAGCCUUUGAAAGAAAUGACAGAACGAAUUUGCCACUGAAAUCUUCUGGCAGACGAACUCAGCUGGCUCACUCAGAGUCCGGUGGGACAAGACACCCUGUGGUGGGAGCCCUCUCCCCUAGGACUUGCUCUGGGCA
Messenger RNA from Vidua chalybeata, 1495 nucleotides. It is a transcript of the gene MOB3C, whose product is annotated as MOB kinase activator 3C. Lineage: Eukaryota; Metazoa; Chordata; Aves; Passeriformes; Viduidae. Gene Ontology annotation, biological process: positive regulation of protein phosphorylation; signal transduction. The transcript is spliced from 5 exons. The coding region runs from base 748 to 1398 and encodes 216 amino acids. The record is from RefSeq and is a predicted model, not a curated record. Gene Ontology annotation, cellular component: cytoplasm; nucleus. Gene Ontology annotation, molecular function: protein kinase activator activity.